This is a messenger RNA of Helianthus annuus (common sunflower), 582 nucleotides long. Its product is annotated as upstream activation factor subunit spp27. The transcript has 2 exons. The record is from RefSeq and is a predicted model, not a curated record. Gene Ontology annotation, cellular component: nucleus. NCBI's taxonomy places the organism in Eukaryota, Viridiplantae, Streptophyta, Magnoliopsida, Asterales, Asteraceae. The coding region runs from base 29 to 379 and encodes 116 amino acids.
CUAGGGUUAGCGGAAGAAAGAAGCAAAAAUGGCGUGGGCGAUGAGUCGUCAAGGUCACAGAGUGUUGAUGGCAGCCGCCACCGGCACCGGCACCGCCACCGCCACCGCCACUGCAGCCAAGCGAGGCCGCCCUGCCGGUAUUCUGAAAGUGGUCCCUGUGUCUCCGUCUCUCGGAGAGUUUCUAGGCGUCUCUCAAGUCUCAAGGACCGAAGCUGUGAAGAAAGUUUGGGAGUACAUCAAGCAGAAUAAUCUUCAGAACCCAUCCAACAAGAAGCAGAUUCUGUGUGAUGCAAAGUUAAAGACCAUUUUCAAUGGGAAGGAUCAAGUCGGGUUUCUUGAGAUUGCCAAGUUGAUGUCACAGCAUUUUACCAAAUCCUAGUAACGAAUUACAUGUGCUUUUUUGGAACUUAUGUUAGUUUCUGGCUUUUACUUAGUUGUAUGAUGGAUUGCUUGUCUGGGCCCAGGUUUUUGUUUCACUUGGCCAACAAACUACCAAGUAUGAACCUUGAUGUCUAUGCUGUUACUCCAAAUCAUUAACCUUCGACUUGAAUGCAUGUAAAAAACGAGUUGCUCUUUUGUGUA